Botrytis cinerea B05.10 is the source of this 867-nucleotide messenger RNA. RefSeq lists its product as hypothetical. The record is from RefSeq and is a predicted model, not a curated record. Lineage: Eukaryota; Fungi; Ascomycota; Leotiomycetes; Helotiales; Sclerotiniaceae. The coding region runs from base 85 to 654 and encodes 189 amino acids. The transcript has a single exon.
GUCAGCCAUUUUACUUAUAUACACAUUACUACAUACUGCAUCAGCCAACGAAGAAACAAAAGUAUAAAAAUACAAAGAUACAACAUGGCGCCCGCACCACCCCCACAAACAAGCGCCUCAAGCGUCCUCACCACAUCCAUUCCAACACCCCUCCCAACCCCCAUCGCUAAAGCCAUCGAAACCGCAUCCGCGUCCCAAAUCCCCUCCAUCGAGAUCCUCCCUCCGAAAUCCACCUCCGCACCAAAAAGUAUCCCCACCUCCACCUCCGCCUCCACCCCCACACUCUCCACACUCUCCAUAUCAAAAACCAGUUCUAUCAUUUCCGGGACGACGACCGCAUCAGCGACAACCGCCGCCGAUAAGGGACUCUUUACUAGUCCCUCCGGGAAUCUUACUGCGGUUAUCACGAUGAUUAUUGUAGCGGUGUUUGUGGCGUAUUGUGUGAUUAGGUGUUGUAUAUGUAAGGGGAUGCGGAAGAGAAAGGAGAGGAAGGAGUUAGAGAGGGAGAGGGGUAAUUUGGAACGCGAGAGGGUGAGACAGAUGAGGGAGAGGGAGGCGAUUGAGAUGGCGGGGAGGAUGAGGGAGAGAAGUAGAGAGAGGAUGAGGAAGGAUGGUUGGGAGGAUGUGCUUUUGCAUGGGAGACAUGUUGGUUAGGUGGGAGGAUGAGGGGGGUUGGAAGGUAAAUGUGCAGAAGGGUGGAUCAAAGUAUGGAGUGUAUUGAUAGGUAAGAAAGAAGAGGAGGAGAGUCAGUAAUUUUAAAGGGUAAUAGAGCAGAAUGUCUGAUAGAGGGAAAGGAAAGGUAAGAUAUAAUUAUACAGGUAAGUCCCCAUCCCCAAAAGGUAAAGUAAUUCACGGGCAAGUCGUACA